AUGGGUUACGGUGAAUAUGGUGCUGCAUCUGGAUAUUUUCCGUCACAAAAACCGAAUCCCAAUAUUUGGGUAUCGAGCAAUGUCUUAUCUGAAGAAGAUGAGAAGUUGGUCGCGAUCAGAAACUACGGCUCUUAUAUCCGCCUACAUGAACACCAGCACCAACAUAAUUAUCGGCACAAAUCAAAAGAAGGUCAAUUUUGGAACAGAGUCUUGGACGCAUACGAUGCUGCCAGGGAAUCGAAUCCAGUUGAAAUAUCCCUACGAACUAUUAGUAGUUUGAAGGGAAGGUGGAUGCGAAUCUCUGAAGCCGUGUUAAAGUGGUGUGGAAGCUAUGAUAAGGCCCGAAAGCGAAAGGGAAGUGGCUAUAACGAAGAUGAUGUUAUCCAAGAGGCCCACAAAAUCCAUGAGAACUCAUUCGGACGAUUCACCUUCUACGAGGAAUGGAUCCAAAUUAGGAAGUUUGACAAAUUCCGGUCUUUGUUGGACCAACAAACAUUCAAGCCUUCGGUGGGACGUCCACAUUCAACUCCACUGACGGAUGAGUCUGUAGGGAGCGGAAGUAGUGGGAAGAGGACACGGGAUGAGGGUGACAAUUCCUCACCUACCACACCGACCAGCGUGGGUGCCGGUGAUGAGAGAGUAGCUCGUGCUGAAGGAAUUAAAAAGGCUAAGUCGAGGUUGAAGGGUAAAGCUCCAUCAAGUGAAGCAUUUAAGGAAUUAGAAACAUUCAACACCCGAUUGCAGCUAUUUGGGGAUUCGAUGAAUGUGUCAAACGAAGCAGAAAUGAAGAGGCUUGAAAUACAGGAGCGCAAGGAGGCAAGGAAACAACAGAAAAUUGAGCUAGAACAACAUAGGAUCCACUGGGAGCAACUAGCUCGUCUAGAACAGAAAGUAAACCGAGAACAGUGGGAAGACGAAAUGAUAGUAAUACUUCAGAACAAAAUUAAAAGUUUCACUAAUGAUGCUUAG
Chenopodium quinoa (quinoa) is the source of this 969-nucleotide messenger RNA. Its product is annotated as glutathione S-transferase T3-like. The coding region runs from base 1 to 969 and encodes 322 amino acids. The record is from RefSeq and is a predicted model, not a curated record. NCBI's taxonomy places the organism in Eukaryota, Viridiplantae, Streptophyta, Magnoliopsida, Caryophyllales, Amaranthaceae. The transcript is spliced from 2 exons.